AUUUAACAGUAGACAACUUCGCACAUUGUCAGCCAUAUAUUAUAAUUCUCUUUGUUGUCAGCCAUGAAUGAAUUAUUGCAAAAACAUGGAUGUGCAAACGUUUUCACGGUUCCCGAAGGACUCAGGGAGCUCAUGUCGGACAUUACAAGAGAGGUCUUACGCGACCAGCCUCCGAAGAUAUUUGAUUAUAUAGCCAACUACCUCUCGGUGUUGCUGAUCACAAGGGAGCAUGGGAUCCUCGCUGUCAAGAUCCUGGAUGACCUCUGCGACUGCAAACCCUCGGUUUCCGAACAUCUGCUACAGCUGGGCAUAGAAACAGCUCAGGUUGAGAUUCUUUCGCAGAUUAUAAAAGAAGAAGUCGAGAGUGUAGAGCCGGUGGAAGGAAAAGAAAAAGUUAAAGAAACACAAAUAAUGAAGAAGAUCUUAACAAAAGCAGCCUUAGAUGAGGAUAUGUCUGCCAAAGUGUGCCAAGUUGCCAGAAACGCUUAUCGAGACUAUUGGUACCGAAAAAAACUUAUGGAAAAGAGUCUAAGUGUGCAACCUAACGAAACUUGGGAGAUCGCUGCUGAACGCACAUUGGCAUUGUACAAAAAAACUAAACCGUCUUUUGACGAAUUGUCUAGAGCUACGGAGAAAAUACAGGCAGCGUAUAGAGGUUACUACGUGCGUCGGAAUUUACUUCGCCACUUGAAGCCUAAAUCGAAGAAGAAAACUGGACCCAAAGUCGACAUGCCUGGACCUCCACAGGACGUCGAUGCAUCCAGAGAAAUUGACCUUGGACCAGUUAUUGACGUAAAGGUUCGCGAAGACGAUGUUGGCGCGUUGUUCGACGAGGCAGUUGGAGAGAAACUUGGUCUUCAUUACGACCCCACGAAGACCAUUACUCAUAUGGCGGACGAGGGACCAGUAGAAGACCACGAAUCAGCAAACAGAGGACAGAAGAAGUCCAGAGGUGCUUUGGUGAAAAGCGGCACUGAGGUCACUACUGGUUCUCGUCAUGCUCGCUUGUCAAGCCAGAUUGAAGUUCCGUUAGAGAUCCAUGAGCCAAGCAUGAUCUCCGAAAGUCGACCGAGCCAUGCCCCCAGUCAAGUGCCGACUGCCAGUGAACUGCAUAAGAUAUCAUUCUCAGAAGUGCCUCCGGAAAUAAUAAUAGUGGAUACUGAAGAAGCUCAAGAAGUUCCUGAGGAAGCGGGAGUGGAGAGUGCUCCUGAAGUUACUGAAAUAAAGCCUGCAUCUGACAGAGAGGGUGCGCAAGAAGUACCUGAAGAUAUACCAGAUCGCAGCGAAGGCAGCGGCGAAAGUGAGAGCGUGCCAACAGCAUCUGUAGCAUCAUCAGCUCCUGACACUGCCAACACCACCGACGUGGAAGAUGCCGGCGAAGAUGUGGAAACAGCAGAAGAAGGAGAAUAGUCAGUUUAAAAAAAACACAGAAUUAAACUUGAAAUUUGUAACUAUGACAUACAGUAUUGGCUUUUUGUAUAAUUGCUAAAAAUGAUGUUUAUUUAAAUUAUUACUUUUUCUAUAUUUGCUGAAGUUUUUGUCAAUUUAAAUUUCAAAAGGAUUUUUCAUUGUUGAUGUGACCAACUCGAUUGUUUGUCAAUAAAUUAUGUGUUGAAUAAAUGAAAUAAUUUUAAAA
Messenger RNA from Manduca sexta (tobacco hornworm), 1636 nucleotides. RefSeq lists its product as uncharacterized. Gene Ontology annotation, molecular function: protein binding. The coding region runs from base 64 to 1410 and encodes 448 amino acids. The record is from RefSeq and is a predicted model, not a curated record. NCBI's taxonomy places the organism in Eukaryota, Metazoa, Arthropoda, Insecta, Lepidoptera, Sphingidae. The transcript has 9 exons.